AUGGCAAGCGGAAAAGGGGAAAGCGCAACGCAAAGGUACGCAGAGUGCCUGGCAAAGCUAUAUCAAACGCACUCGCUAAAGCUGGGACUAGAAAGGACGAAACAGCUAAGCGAGUGCUUCGACAACCCAGGGGAUACCUACCAGACGGUUCAUGUGGCUGGCACGAAUGGAAAAGGAUCCGUGUCCUACAAAAUAAGUAUGUGUUUAAAAGUGCGCAGCUAUACAGUGGGUCUCUUUACAUCACCACAUGUACUCUCCAUUCGAGAAAGGAUUAAAGUGAAUGAUGAGUGUAUAAGUGAGGAGGACUUUGUCCAUCUCGUUGAAGAAAUUUGGAGAAAAUCAGAACAGCUGGACGUAAAGCCAACCUUUUUUGAAAUCGUAACAUUGGUUGCAUAUCUGUUUUUUAAGUCGAAGAAGGUAGAUUAUGCAGUGGUAGAGACAGGGAUUGGAGGUCGCCUAGAUGCAACAAAUAUUUUGAAAAAACCCGAGUUAGUUGUUAUCACUUCCAUCGGUUACGAUCAUCAGGAGUUGUUAGGAACUCAGCUGAAUUCUAUUUGUGAUGAAAAAAUGGGGAUAAUUAAGGAAGGCACACAUGUAGUCAUAGGUCCAUCUGUCUCGAUAUACAAAAAUAUAUUCAAGAGAGCCAAGGACUUGAACUGUGUGCUCAAGGUCGUUCCACCAGAACCUCGUGGAGAGUCCUUUGAUGAGGAAAACACAAGAAUAGCAACAGAGGCGCUGAAGAUGCUAAAAGUGGACGUUUCUUUAGAUCCCAUUUUGAAAUCCGUUAUCUGUGUUAAGCCUCCACUAAGGAUGCAGUACCUUGCUAUUGAACAGAUUCAACAUGUGAAGAAGAAAAUUUUUGCGUCUUCUGGAGCCGGAGAGAAGGUGGCUUCUUGGCUGGAAGGCGCCGGCAAGGGGGGCUCUCCGGGAGGCAACCUCUACACACGUGGCACCAUCCCCCUGAUUGUGAAAAACGCCUUCCUGGAGAGCUGCAAGGACAACUCCAUUUUACUUUUCUGUGGAACCUUUUUCAUGUUCGAUGAAGUUUUGCCUGUCUUUGAUAUCCACUCGGGGCGAACCAGGCGAGAACAGACGAGACCGGGCAAGCCCAACGCGAGGGACAGGGCCAGCGGUAGGGACAGGAGCAGGGCCGCUCAUUAUUCCCCCGUCAAUUUCUAA
This is a messenger RNA of Plasmodium cynomolgi strain B, 1179 nucleotides long. Its product is annotated as dihydrofolate synthase/folylpolyglutamate synthase. Gene Ontology annotation, cellular component: mitochondrion; cytoplasm; cytosol. NCBI's taxonomy places the organism in Eukaryota, Apicomplexa, Aconoidasida, Haemosporida, Plasmodiidae. Bases 1 to 1179 code for a protein of 392 amino acids. Gene Ontology annotation, molecular function: dihydrofolate synthase activity; ATP binding; tetrahydrofolylpolyglutamate synthase activity. The record is from RefSeq and is a predicted model, not a curated record. Gene Ontology annotation, biological process: folic acid-containing compound biosynthetic process. The transcript has 4 exons.